CGGGGUGUGGGUGUGGGUGUGGGUGUGGGUGUGGGUGUGGGUGUGGGUGUGGGUGUGGGUCUGUGGGUGUGGGUGUGGGUCUGUGGGUGUGGGUGGUGUGGGUGCGGGUGUGAGUGGGUAUGAAAGUUGAUAUCUCAUCAAUAAUACGCCCAUAGCCACAGCAACACCCACCCCCACCCCCACCCCCCACACCCAUACCGACACCCCAUACACCCACACCCUAGUCUUUGAAGAUAUAUUAUUAAAUAUAAUUUUCUAAUUGACAUAGAAUUUCCUAAAGCGAAAAAUAAAAUUUCCAUCUCUGUAUGACUUAUAAUAUAUUAAAAUCGAUCGAAAAUCGAUAUGUCUUUUUCUCUUUAAGUCAUUAAAUAUAUUUUAUCUUUAUGUGAAAAUAGUGAUCCACAUUUAUGUGCUGCAUAUGCAAAUUUACUUGCUGAAUUAAUUCAUACAAUAGUUCAUCUUUUAACACUAUCAUCAUUAUCAAAUUCAAUUAACAUUUCUUUUAUUAUUCAAUUUUUACUUGUAUCAAAUGAUGAACAAGAUAGUUCAAGAUCAGGCUAG
Molecule: messenger RNA, 561 nt
Organism: Rotaria sp. Silwood1
Lineage: Eukaryota; Metazoa; Rotifera; Eurotatoria; Philodinida; Philodinidae
Source: the annotation of a GenBank genome assembly